AUGCGGCAACCUGAUUUUGAGCAAUGCAAACAGAAUUACAUGAGCAACAGGACAGCGCAACAGUACUAUGGUUGGACCGGAAAAGUCAUCGGCAUCCAGCCGAACAACUAUAGCCAGAUCAGCACUGCGGGCUGCCGCGAUCUCUGCGGAACGGGCAGCGACUACUACCCGUGGAGCCUCGCGUCGAGCACCAUCACGACGUGGAUCUUGCCCAUUAUCGGCAUCCUGCUACAAGCUCCGUUCGAGAGCAACGCCUUCUGGCGCACAGUACUGGCCAUCGCGAGAUGGGUCGGCUCACCAAUGGCGAGCCUGGCCUACAUCUUGUGGAACAUCAAGGUCUCCGCCAAGUGCGCGCUUAUGGUCGACAUGGCCACGCGUUGUGACGAGGACAUCACCAAUCAGGACAGCCAUUUCGCCAGCAUCCGCGACUCGUUCUACAUCCUGACGACUAUGAAUCAGUACACGAUGAGGCGCAGCGAGGCCCUAAACAAGGAAGCCGAAGGCUUGCUGCGCAUUGUGCUUUUCAGCAAAGACAUCCAGCUCCGUGGCAAAGACGGCAAGGAGAAGCGUCUCAACGAGGUGCGGCAGAACCUGGCACGCAGAUUCCGCGCGGCUCGCAGGCGCGGCGUUGUACCGGUGUUCGUGUCGACGGGAUGGUUUCUGUUCUCCAUCGGCAUCUCCAUCCAGGCCUCUUUCGGGCAGCUGGGCCAAAACGCCACCGCGCACGACCUCGCUCUCGGCCUCCUGCUCGCCUGGCUCCCCGUGCUCAUCCUCUGCAGCAUCGUCGACCGCAAUCCCGUGGCGGCAGAGGAUAUCCGGCGGAAGCUGAAUAAGCUUGUCGACACCGUGUGCCGAUCCCUGCAGGAUGAUGAAAUCAGGGAAGAGUUUAUCGACACGUUUGAAGGCCAGCCCGAGAGCGAACGGAAGCGCAUGGAGGCGUGGGUCCGGCAGAUCAGCCGUCAGAGCGAGUACAUGCAGGACUUCUUCGUCUAUUUCGCUGGCCAGGGCCGUGUCCGUUGGCAUUACGGAGCGGCCCAUCCCAUCCUCUCUGAUAUCGAGAAGAGCUACGUCACAGCCCACGGGCGCGGAUGGCUUGCCAAUGAGGCUGAGGCACGUACCCAUCUUGUGCUCGGUACUGUAGACGAAGGCUUGCUUUGGUUCGAUUUUCGCGAGCUGUGGCAGAUUUGCAGUGCUGUACUGAUUGUAGGGGGCACAUGUUUCGGCGCAUUCAUUCUGUCAUACUACACGCCGACGGUGGGCCUCGGUUGCAGAAGCGGCGGAUACGUCAUAUUCUGCAUUAUAUCCUUCUCGCAGCUAGUGUUUGAGCUUUUGGUAUGGUGGUUCGCAUCUCCAGUCCGGCCAGAGCAGCCUCACUGGGUAAGGCGGAGCAUCACGCACGUCCAACAGAAGCACAUGGUCAUCAAGAUGGAGGAAAGAGCGCACGACAUGCUCCAACGCUUCGCCCGCGCAGGCAAAAACUUACUUUCCAGAUCAUUCUCCCGGCUCCUCGACGUCCUCCCAUUCCCUCCUCGCUUCAAAGCAAACGUCAAGUCCUCCCUAAAGCACCAAGCGCAAACCCGUCGCGACUGGACCUUCCAACAAUGGACCGAGCACUGCUUCUUCCGCCCCAUGGAGAUCCUAAACUCGACCUGGCUCCUCUACAUCGUCCUCGCGCAGACAUUCGGCUCGUACCGCACAUGCGACUGCAUGACCAGCACGUGGGGCUCGUCGGGCGGCUACAUGGACUUCCUACAGAGCGACCUCACCACCAGCCCGUGGGUGCGCUGGUACUGGUCCGCCGGCACCGCCGCCGGCACGUUAAUCAUGGCGCUCGGCAUGGCCUACGUCGUCGGCGAGUGGUGCCAGCAGUCGCACCUCAGCACCGACGACUAUGCCGCCGCUUGUCGCGGGCUGCGCCGCACGCGGGCCUAUCGCCGCUGGACGUACCGCCCUUUUCGCGUGGUGGCCCGCGCGGUGCUGUUCCUUGGCCGUGGAGGCAGGGGGAGUAGCAGUUUGCAUUGGUUGCCGGAUGGGCGCGGGUAUCGGCAAGCACGGCGGGGAGAAGGAAGAGGAGGAGCGGUGAUGGGCGCGCCAGGCGAGAUUGCGAUGGCUCCCACGACGCCGCCGCGUGUGGGGCCGCUGGGGGUUACGCCGAGUAUUCAGUUGCAGGAGUGGGUGGAUGCGGGGCCGUAUGGUGAGCGUCGUGGUGGUGGUGGUGGCGGUCGGCAGCGCUACCGCUCGGUGUCGCUGGAUACGUUUGAUGAGGAUGGGUUUUAUUACGACCAGCAUCGUCAUCAUCGCGGCGUGUCUAUCGCGUCCUCGUCGACACCGACCAACACCACUGUGGAGUUCAGCCCGCCGUAUUUCCCGGGUAGCAGGGGCGUGAGGAGCAGGAGCAGGAGUAGGGGGGAGAGUGAUGCGAGUACGAAAGGGCUAUUGGCUGGCGGAGCGGGGCAGCGUCCGGAUGACGUCGUUGUGGGGGUGAGAGAUGAUGAGGUUGCACGUGGUAGUUGGGGAGAUGAGAUGAGGAGUGCCCUGGAGUCGGCGAGUCAAGUGGGGAGCGCGUUGGGGGCGGAGGAAAGGGGGGAGGGGAGGGAGGAGGCGGUGCUGCCGCCGCCACCCCCGGCGGCAAGGAGGAGUGUGGAGUUGUUGGGUGUGGGGGAGGGAGUGGCUGGAGGGUUGGGACUGCGGCCGGCGUAUGUGAGGAUGGGCACGGAUGAAGCUGGACGGGAGGCGAAAUGA
This is a messenger RNA of Lasiodiplodia theobromae, 2742 nucleotides long. RefSeq names its product Glutamine-dependent nad(+) synthetase protein. Lineage: Eukaryota; Fungi; Ascomycota; Dothideomycetes; Botryosphaeriales; Botryosphaeriaceae. The transcript has 2 exons. Bases 1 to 2742 code for a protein of 913 amino acids. The record is from RefSeq and is a predicted model, not a curated record.